Messenger RNA from Populus trichocarpa (black cottonwood), 1149 nucleotides. RefSeq names its product protein ALP1-like. Bases 1 to 1149 code for a protein of 382 amino acids. NCBI's taxonomy places the organism in Eukaryota, Viridiplantae, Streptophyta, Magnoliopsida, Malpighiales, Salicaceae. The record is from RefSeq and is a predicted model, not a curated record. The transcript has 4 exons.
AUGAACCGGAUUGUAGAUCAAAUUAAUUAUCCUAGUUGUGGAGUUAGUGGUGCUUCAGUUGAUGGUGCCGGAGAUGAUAGUAAUGGAAACGACUCCGACGACAGUAAUGACGACGACGAUGAUGAUGCCGACGAUGAUGAUGAUGCCGACAUUGACAGGAUGGACGCAACAACUUUGUUGAGUUUGUGCACCGACUUGGAAAUGCACCAUGGCUUAAAACCGUCAAGAAGAAUGAGCGUUAUUGAAAAGGUGGCAAUGUUUCUAUUUACAAUAGCAGUUGGGGCGUCAAAUAGACAAGUGCGGGAAAGAUUCCAGCAUUCAGGUGAAACUGUUAGUAGAUGUUUUAAAGAAGUGCUUAAAUCAUUACGUUUGUUUGCUGUAGAAAUCAUAAAACCAGUAGAUCCACAAUUUACGAGCACACCAAGAGAAAUUGCUAUGAAUCCAAGAUUUAUGCCACAUUUCAAGAAUUGUGUUGGUGCAAUUGAUGGAACACAUGUUCGUGCAUGCGUACCAGCUGCAAAUCAAAUUCCAUUUAUUGGAAGAAAAGGUGUACCAACACAAAAUGUAAUGGCCGCUUGUAGUUUCGACAUGCAAUUCAUGUUCGUGUGGGCAGGAUGGGAAGGCAGUGCACACGAUACUCGUAUUUUUCUGGAGGCUAUUGACAAUAGCACUAUCAACUUUCCAAAACCUCCAGAAGGAAAAUACUAUUUGGUUGAUGCUGGAUAUCCAAACGAGUAUGGAUAUUUGGGUCCCUACAAAGGCGAGAGGUAUCACUUCCAAGAAUUUAGACGUCGUGGACAACCAAGUGGUCGGAAAGAAGUGUUUAAUCGUGCACACUCGUCACUACGUAACGUGAUCGAACGUUCUUUUGGGGUAUGGAAACAGAGGUGGAGAAUUUUGCAAAACAUACCUGCUUAUCCAUACAAAACACAAGUUGAAAUUGUAGUUGCAUCAAUGGCACUACAUAAUUAUAUUAGAAGGAGAUCGCAAGAUGAUGCAGUUUUUUCUGAGUAUGAUCGCAACCCCAAUUUGAUUCCAGAUGACUUUUUGCCUGAUACUGUUCAGGCUUCGGCCGUUCAAGGCUCACAGAGGCCUUCACGUAUGGAUUUUGUACGCGAUGGAAUUGCCAAUAGUUUGAUGGAACAAUAA